Echinococcus granulosus is the source of this 804-nucleotide messenger RNA. RefSeq names its product Coiled-coil domain-containing protein. The record is from RefSeq and is a predicted model, not a curated record. The transcript is spliced from 7 exons. Gene Ontology annotation, biological process: regulation of alternative mRNA splicing, via spliceosome. Bases 1 to 804 code for a protein of 267 amino acids. Lineage: Eukaryota; Metazoa; Platyhelminthes; Cestoda; Cyclophyllidea; Taeniidae.
AUGUCUCUUGAUAGCGUUUCCGGAAAGAAAUAUGGCUUGAUCAUCCCUAGUAAAAGGCCUACCAAAGAACCCAUCCGAAUUAAUCCAGCAGAAAAUGCUUUUGCUGCGGAGUCGGACGAAGAAGAGGAUGCUAAAUUCAAGCAACCGAAUUUCGAUGUCAAAAUGGAAACCAUUAAAGCCAGUCUUCGAAAGACGACAAAAAUCAAUCUUGAAAAAGCGCUUGAGGAAGACGCUUCUGUAUUUCAGUAUGACGAGGUUUACGAUGAAAUAUCUAGAGAAAAAGACCAAAAGCUCUUGCAAAAGAGCUUGCCCUCAGCUCGAAAGUCCAAGUACGUGGGCAAGUUGUUGCAAGCCUCAGCAGUGCGAAAGCUAGAGAAAGAGCUCCUCACCGAGCGCAAAGCUCAGCGCGAACUAGAGGCGGAGCAGGAAAAGUACGGAGACAAAGAGUCUUUCGUCACAGGAGCCUACAAGAAGAAGAUGGCAGAGCUGCGGGAGCUAGUGGAGCGGCGUCGCGAGGAGGAAGCGAGGGAGGAGGUAAUGGAUGUGACCAAACAGGAUGGAUUGGGUGGAUUCUAUCGCUACAUGUUUCAACAAAAGACGGCUUCGCGACGUACGCCUUCUCCUACUUCUACUUCUUUCGGGACUUUGAAACCACAAACCGGUAGUUCAGAAAAGGAUAUCACUGCCGAGAGGUCUUCUUCUCGAACUCAAAAAUCUUCUCCACCACGUCACAGACGUGAGGAUGAGGUGUGCACCACUCCGGGCCUGGACAAUUGUGCCCUGUGUGGUGGGCUGCAAACCUGA